Lytechinus pictus (painted urchin) is the source of this 4880-nucleotide messenger RNA. RefSeq lists its product as uncharacterized. Gene Ontology annotation, cellular component: plasma membrane. Gene Ontology annotation, biological process: protein phosphorylation; cell surface receptor signaling pathway. Gene Ontology annotation, molecular function: ATP binding; protein kinase activity. The coding region runs from base 140 to 1621 and encodes 493 amino acids. The transcript is spliced from 11 exons. Lineage: Eukaryota; Metazoa; Echinodermata; Echinoidea; Temnopleuroida; Toxopneustidae. The record is from RefSeq and is a predicted model, not a curated record.
ACACGCACACAUGCGCAAGAUGGACUGGGUAUUCCCAUGGACCUAUUACGAAAUUCGUAAUAGGUCCAUGGUAUUCCCCGGCCGCGCGCCGGAGACGAUCGAUGAUUGAUCAAGCGUUGAGGUUACAUUCUGGCUGAAAAUGUCGGUAUUAUCCCAGAUUGUUUCGAUUGUAAAGAUUGCAAAGCAGGUUCAUGAUGCUGUUGAAGAAGUCCAAAGAUCUGAGGAAAGGAGUAAGACUCUUAAUACAUAUGUUCAACUUAUAAUUCAGCCGUUAAAAAUCCUGCGAGAGCAAUGUUCGGAGGAGGAGCUAGAAAGGCAUCGCCUAAGUCGGUCGGGUGGGUCCGGAGACGCUGCCGAUGGUAGAGAACGCACCUGGAUACCAAUGCUCCUUGAGUUCCAACACUGUAUCGAGAAUGUCCUGAAAUUCCUGAAGAAACUCUCAAAUCGCUGGUGGAUUACGAAGUUCUUUAAGAAAGAUAGGAUUCGUGAUACAUUUGAUGGCUUUAACAAUAGUCUAAUGACCUUGGGGCAAGGCCUUACUUUAUCACUUCAGGCAGAAUUCAGGACAUUGUUCACUGAUGAUUUAGUAAAGCAGUGGGACACCACCUUCAAUCGGCUCAACAUAUUGCAAAACGAUGUGAACGAUAUAAGAGCAGAUCAGAAAACUCAGGGUGUGGAUAUAGCGGACAUAGGGGACAUGGUAAAGGAAAUAAAAAUGCUCCAGCAAGUAAAACCACCCACAGAAAAUGAGGGGCACAUCAAAUACUCGGACUUGAGCGAUGUUCAAAGACUCCAUGAGGGAAAGUAUGGGCCUAUCUACAGAGCUAAACACAAGUGCGAAGACAAGCUGCUGGUUUUCAAGACUUUUGAAGACAAUGGGGUUGCUGCAAGGAAAGAACUGAAGGAACAGUGUAAGCUGUGGGAACAGUUGAGAUUUUCUCGCUUCAUUGUUCAUCUCUAUGGUUACACAAUUGACGACAGUGGUUGCAUGUGCUUCGUAGUUGAAUACAUGCCCCUUGGCACCCUCCGUAAGGUGCUCCUUGAUGAAGACAAACAUCCACUACCAUGGGAACGACGGAAGAAGAUUGCCUGGGAUUGUGCUCAAGGUCUUGCUGCAAUCCACUACGGACAAGCAAAAUCGUUGCUACAUCGGGCAAUCACCUCUAAUAGAUUCAUGUUGAAUGAGGACUACAGAGCCAAGAUCUCUGAUAACGGCUUUGUGAAGUCGGGGUCUAAGAUAAGUACGAGUAAAUCAUCAGCGACAUAUCGUGGAAGUCUGGAUGAUGAUGAAACUAAUUACCUCUGCCCUGAGGAGACGACUGAACCCUUUAAGAGAACGAUCAAGAGUGAAGUCUACAAACUUGGAAUAGUGUUUUAUGAAAUAGCUGCAAGGAAAAGACCAUUCCAGGUGAUGGAAGAAAAAGAAGCGAAGCAAAUGGAAAAAGCAAUGAAGUGGAAGUUCACCAAGGAAGGAAAGAAGGAAGAGCCUCCUUCGGAUACGCCAGAAGACUUCAAGCAACUCAUCAACCGUUGUAGAGAAACAGAUCAUUGUAAUAGACCUUCUACCAUGGAUGUUGUCCGCGCCCUUGAGAAAAUGUGUUUUCCAGAGCUUUAUAAAUAAGAAAGAAAGAAGUUCUUCUACAUGUACCUUAUUCGGAUUCAGAUCCUUAUCAAAACAGCUAUUGGCAUGGUCAACUUUCCAUCUUCCUAAAGGGGCUUUCACAAUUGCUUGUACGAUCGUUUGUGAUCAUUUGGUCACAAUAUAUGUUGCACCUGUAACUUCUGGGUUUUUUUCCCCAAUUUGUCGAAACAGUUAGCACACAGAAGCAAUAUUAGAAGGUAAAGCGAAGAUGCCAAUCAUUUUUUGGUGGGGGGGGGGGGUUAUUGCUGAGUAACAAAUUAGAUUACAGGCUGUGCACACUAUGUAAUGAUAUUUUAGAAUACAGACAUUCAUGUAUAUUUUCAUGUUUUUUUUAAUUUUUUAUAUGUGCAAAAUACAAAGGCAAUACACACAGAUUACAUUUUUGGCAAUAUUACGGUAGACUGGCCAAAUGGCCCAAAAUGAACCUCCGUGUUAACUUAUCUUGUAUAGUAUAGAAAAAUAAAAUUGUAUUCUCGUACAAAAUUCAUACUUACAAUGAAAUAAGUUUACAACACUGAUAUGAAUGGCUUUCAUUCAUGUCAUGUAGGAUUUCAACUGAAAUGUGUUAGGCUCUGAACAUGUGCCUCAUUUAUUCUCGAAACUAGGUGUACAUGUAUGUAUACCUCGUAUUUUUGCUGAAUAUACUAGAUGUAGUAUCUGAAAUCAUGUAAUUUGUCAUUUCUAACUAUUCUUCGGCCUGUUAUUGACUAUGUAUUUUUAUGUUUUAUUCACUAUGUGGACGUAAGAGGAAACUGUUGUUUUAAACAUAUAUUUUUGGUUUUUUAGAAAAAAUUGAAGGGUUUGUAUUUGGAAAUUUUAAUACCUAAUAUAUGCAUUUAGCUUUAUACUUUGAAGUACAAUAAUCAUCGUUUUAUAAUAUUCAAGCAUUUAUAUGUUGAAAUAAAAGGCAAUAUACAUGUACACAAAUGAAAUUUUUAUCAAUGAUGGAAUCGAAUAAUGGCCUAGAAUGAAUCCACCGUGUUAACUUAUCUUGUAGAGUAUAGAACAAUGAACGUGUAUUCUCGUAAUUCAUACUUAAAGGACAAGUCCACCCCAACAAAAAGUUUGUUUGAAUAAAAAGAGAAAAAUCCGACAAGCAUAACACUGAAAAUUUCAUCAAAAUGGGAUGUAAAAUAAGAAAGUUAUGACUUUUUACAGUUUCACAUAAUUUCACAAAACAGUUUUAUGCACAUCCUGGUCGGUAUGCAAAUGAGGAGACUGAUGACGUCAUCCACUCACUAUUUUGUAUUUUAUUAUAUGAAAUAUGAAAUAUUCUAAUUUUCUCCCCAUUGUCAAGUGAAACAAGGAUUAAUUCCUCCCUGAACAUGUGGAAUUACCAUUGUUUAGUACUAUAUGGUUCAGUCAAGUUGGUCCUCAAUGUCUAAUCUGUAAGAAAUGAAAUUUUGUAUAAUUCAAACAAUAAAAAACAAAAGAAAUAGUGAGUGAUGUACAUCAUCGACUAACUCAUUUGCAUGUCACUGAGUUGUGCAUAUCACUGUUUUGUGAAAAAUAUGCAAAACUGUAAAAUGCCAUAAUUUCUUAUUUUACAUCUGAUUUUGAUGAAAUUUUCAGCGUUAUGCUAGUUUGAUUUUUUUCUAUUUAUUCAAAUCAACAUUUUUUCUGGGGUGGACUUGACCUUUAAAAUGAAAGAACCAUGGGGUAAAGACACUCUGAUAUGGAUGGCAUUCAUGUUGUAUAGGAUUUCAACUGAAAUGUUUUAGGCUCUGAACAUGUGCCUCAUUUAUUAUCAGAACUACAUGUAUGUAUGCCUCAUAUUUUUUUCUGAAUAUACUACCUGAAAUCAUUUAAUUUCAUUGUCUUUCUAAGCAUUAUUAUUCACUAUGUAAUGUUUAUUCACUAUUCACUAUGUAGAUGUAAGAGAAAACUGUUUUUAAUACAUGUUAGUGAUUUUUUUUUUUAAUUUAAUUCAUUUGUACUUGGAAUGUAUACCUGUACAUUUUAGCAUUGUAUUUUGAAAUACAAUGCUCAAUAUCAUUCUUUAAACUGUUCAAGCAUUUGAAUAUUCAUUACCUUUAUUCAAAAUUUGUAAGCAUAGUUCAUAGAUGAAUUUGAAUCCAAUAUGGAAAUGAUAAUAAUUCUUAUGGUAUCUAAAUGAAAUGUCAAAUGAACUUUCAUUGUACUGUCUAUCAGUACAUUUCAUUCUGUUUCUUUUCCUGUUCCUUAUUAAUCUUUAUGUCAUAAAUUUUUGCAAUGGUAAUGAAUACCUUUACGGUCGCCAUGCAAACGAUUUCUAUACGUAGCAAUAAUUGGCAUGAAAUUGUUUGUACGGUGUUCAUAAAGGUGUUUUGACCCCAGCAAACAAGUGCAUUUACUCAGAAAAGGGAAAGAAGGCUUUGGGAUAACAGUCAGCUAGCUUUUUUCCAUACCCAGGUGCCAUGGCCAGGGCCCCGUCUUACAAAGAGUUGCGAUUGAUGCAAUCAAUCGCAACCAUGGAAUUUCAGCAAAGUCAACAUAUAAAGUGCAUGUGUAUUUUUUUUUAAAUCUAGAUAUGAAUGUAUAUCCAUAAAUUCAUUGAUUUCUUGACAAUUUUGGUGUGAUCUCCUUUGUUUACAAAGGAUAUUUUGCAAAUUUCCUGUAGAAAAAAUUAUGACACUGAUGGAUUUCCAUAGAGUUACGAUUGAUUGGAUCAAUCGUAACUCUUUGUAAGAUGGGGCCCGGUUGAACCUGCUAAUUAAAGCUUUCAAAUAUACAUGUAUACCUGCAUUGAUUCUGAUUCUGUUCAUGAAUGUUCGUUAAUUUUGUAUUUGUGGUGAUUUUGCUGGUUCCAUGACAUUUUCUCCGGCAACAAUUAUUGCUCCAAUGGAAAAUCUGCUCAUGACGCCAAACAUAUAACCAAAUCUCAAUAACUAGAUAAUCCAUGUCUCUAUGUUAUUCUGAACCAAAAACUCUAUAAUAAUCCUAACUCUAACCCUAUGCCCUUUUAUAUUAAGACCGGAGCAAAUGCUGUGUCACCGACUUUGCCAUCCAUUGAUAACUCUCACAGAAUCUUCUGCCGCAGAAGCAAAUGUUGUGUCACUGACUUUGCCAUCCAAUGGUAACUUUCACAGAAUCUUUUACUAUGACUGCUUGUUGAGCCAUAUUACCAUCAUGGUACAUGUACAUGUAAUUACCAUAAUAGUAACUUAUAUGCAACAAAGCCAUGGUCUAUACCAUUCCAUGAUUUCCAUGGAAACUGUAUAGAAUUAAUAUACUUUCAUACUAAUCAGGACAGAAAAUA